Ostrinia nubilalis (European corn borer) is the source of this 2039-nucleotide messenger RNA. Its product is annotated as malate dehydrogenase, mitochondrial-like. Gene Ontology annotation, molecular function: L-malate dehydrogenase (NAD+) activity. The record is from RefSeq and is a predicted model, not a curated record. Gene Ontology annotation, biological process: tricarboxylic acid cycle. The coding region runs from base 114 to 1583 and encodes 489 amino acids. Lineage: Eukaryota; Metazoa; Arthropoda; Insecta; Lepidoptera; Crambidae. The transcript has 7 exons. Gene Ontology annotation, cellular component: cytoplasm; mitochondrion.
AGAAAACAAUCAAAAAUGUCAAAAUUUUUAAUCACAACAGCAACAAGAUUCACCAAAUUUUAAUAAAUAACAAUAAAUGAAAUAAAAAUACACAAGAAUAAAUACAAAAAGAGAUGCAACCCUCAAGUAUGCUUUUGAAGUCAAAAUACAUCUGGUCCGGUUUCGUCGGUUCAUCGAAGACUUUGAAUAAUUUGAGCCAAGCUUUGUUCGUCCGAUGGUAUGCGAAGAAGUCCGGCGAUGAGUGCAGAAGAGGCAUUGUGGAUAUUCCACCAGACGUAGACCCAGACUGUCCACAGCCCUGUGAAAGGAGGAAAAAGAAGAAGGAGGGGAUACUGCAUAAGAUCAAACUGAGGGUCAUUGAAGGCGGCACCAAUUUUGGGACGCCCUUUCGCCGCGUGCAAUGCAAGUCGAAGGUGUGCAAAGAGGAGCAAGUGCCAGAACCGAAGGCGCUGCCACCACCCAAGAAGAAGGUGCCUCCGAUGCCGGCGCCUCGCCCUGGCGUGCAGGUAUCGGUGCUUGGCGCCGACACCUCCAUCGGCCAGUACGUCGCACUCCUGCUCAAGCAGUGCCCUUGUAUCAAGAAGUUACGCUUAUACGAAGCCAAGGAGACCCGAGGCUCUGAGUGCAGUCGCGACCUGUGCAAGGUGGUGCAGGAUCUGCAGCACAUCGACACCAACUGCCUGGUCCAGGCAUUCAGCUGCGCUUGCUUCGAACUAGAAAGAUGCUUGCAGAACAGUGACAUAGUUCUGAUCCUGGAGAGCGGCUACAUAAACGUGGACAUGCCGUUCGACAAGCGGUUCUGCUACCAGGCGCCCAUAGUGAAGAAGUACACUGACGCGAUCGCCACCGAGUGCCCGAAGGCCUUCGUGAUCGUGUGUGCCACGCCUAUUGACUGCAUGGUGCCUUUGGUCGCUGAGACUCUAAAGGAGACGGGCUGGUACGACCCUCGAAAGGUGUUAGGAUCGCUCGCAGUGCCCGAGAUGCGCGCAAGCACCCUGGCUGCGCGCGCGCUAUGUCUCGAACCUCGAUACACCAGGGUUCCUUGCGUUGGCGGCACGGAAGGCGAAUCUUUAGUACCGCUGUUCUCCAAAGCUGUAGAGUACUUCGACUUCGCAAAGCAUAACGCUGAGAUGAUGACAGAAGCGGUGCGCAGUGCCCCAACUGCUGUAGCGCGAUCAGAUGGCGUGUGCAACCGUGCGGCGGACCUAAGCGAGGCGCAUGCGCUGGCCGGACUCGUCACGAAGGUUGCGUGGGCGCUGCUGUGUAAAGACGUGCCAAGGGUCACGGGUUUCGUUGAAACGGACGCUGGGCAGGUCAUUUCUCCGGCCAGAUACCUCGCCAUCGAUAUGCUGCUGAACAACAACGGCAUCUGCAAGAAAUUCGACUUCCCCUUCAUGAGUAAUCUAGAACGGGACCUGAUGGACAUAGCCCUAGCCCGCAUUGCGUAUAACGUGGACAUGGCCCAAUGCUGGCACACUGCGUACCUGAACGAUGAGAUCAGCAAGUUCGCAGUCAAGAAGUACUGGUUCCACCCGAAGCAUUACGACCGUGUGGAAGGGUGUAAUGUACACUUGACCGUGUAGUAGUAUGACGUCACAUCAAGCUAAACGUGUAAUGUAGUUGUAAAGGGUUUUGCAACGAGAAUGUACAGUCUGAUGUGUGUCGAAUCUACCUUUGAGAUUGAAAGUUCCUGUCUAGGGAUUUAAUUCUGGAUGCAUUAAAAAUGAAAGAAGGCCCAGAAGUUUACGGGGUUGUGUCUCAUUACUGAGUACAAAGUCUGUAAUUGGACACAAGAGCUCGAUUCUACUGUAGGUCAGUAGUCACUAGGUCGGUCAAUGUGUCACCUUAAAAGUUACUAUUAUGUAUUCAAAUAAUAAGACCGAAAAUACAAUACAAAAAUAUACUUUCUUGGAACAUUUGUCUUGCUUUGUACAAUAUUUUGUAACUAGGUGAUGAUUGUUGCUGUAAAAAACGUUUUGUAAAAAAAUACCAAAAAAAUGUAAAGCUAUAAAAUGAAAUAAAAAAUACUUAUUGAUAAA